AUGCGCUCCCAAUCGCUUCUCGUCGCCGCCCUGGCUGCUUCCGUCUCUGCCCACGGCACGCUGUUGUCCGUCGAGGGCGCCAAUGGCGUCACCAUGCCCGGUCUCACCAUCGCUGAUGGAACUCCCCGCGACUGCACUUCCAACGGCUGCGGCUCUCAGGCCGACACUGCCAUCAUCCGUGACCGCGAGAUCGCCUCCGGCGAGGUCGGCCCUCUCGGCCGCACUCAGGGCAAUGGCCCCGUUGACGCCUCGGUCAUGAUCAACAACUUCAUGGGUGGAUCUGCCGCCCCCAAGAACAGCGGCAAGUCCGCAGCCACCGGCGUCGAGGACGACAUCCCCAACAUGAAGCGUGCCGAGCUCCACGUCCGCCAGGGCCUCGCCGGUCUCCUCGGAGGCGGUGGCAAGAACAAGGGCAAACAACAGAGCGGCCCCCCCGAGGCCCGCGUUGCCGCUACCGCCGGUAUGGGCGCCUCCCAGGGUAUGCCCACCUGCGCCGACGACGGCACCAUCACCAUGACCUUCCGCCAGAUCAACCAGGACGGCGCCGGCCCCCUGACCGCUGACGUCGACGGCACCUCGGGCGGCACCAAGGAGGAGGCCAUGCAGAGCGCCAAGGUCACCACCGACGUCCCGGGCCUCGGCAUUCAGGGCCUUUCCCUCGCCACCAACACCGAGUUCCCUGUCAAGGUCCAGAUGCCCGCCGGCAUGACCUGUGACGCCACAGUCGGCAUGGCCACCAACGUUUGCGUCGUCCGCGUCCGCAACGGCGCCGCUGCCGGCCCCUUUGGCGGCUCUGCUGCCUUCACCCAGACCGCCGCUGGCCGCAAGCGCGCCAUCGCCUACCGCCUCAAGAAGCGCAUGGAGCUCAACAACCGCGCAUAA
This is a messenger RNA of Colletotrichum higginsianum IMI 349063, 882 nucleotides long. RefSeq names its product Cell surface protein. The coding region runs from base 1 to 882 and encodes 293 amino acids. Lineage: Eukaryota; Fungi; Ascomycota; Sordariomycetes; Glomerellales; Glomerellaceae. The record is from RefSeq and is a predicted model, not a curated record. The transcript has 2 exons.